Messenger RNA from Oikopleura dioica, 642 nucleotides. The record is from the annotation of a GenBank genome assembly. Lineage: Eukaryota; Metazoa; Chordata; Appendicularia; Copelata; Oikopleuridae.
AUGGACAACCUGACUUUUCGGACAGUGCUCGUGACGUUUAUGCAUAGAAUCCAAGGAGUUAGGAUUCUUAAAAGACGGGAAAUACCACUGAAAUGCGAGUAUGAAAUUCAAAGCAUUCAGUCAAGUUCACGGCCUCAACUGCGAUCGGCGGUCGUUAUCGAUGAGGGCUUUAAAUCCAGCGAUGUGAGCCUCGAUCAAUUGGUUGGCGACUCGAACUUCCAGUUAGAAGUUAAUGACUUGGGAAACGGAUUUUUGCUUGGAAAGAAAUUCAGCAUUCAUAUUUCUUUCGAUUCGCCUCUGGAAAAACUAGGCUGGUCAAUUGACUCCUGCAGUGUCGAAGUUCAAGGUGAUGAAAAAUUCGACUUCUUGAAAAACGGAUGCGGCCUCGAUUUCCUUGACAUUUCAACAAGUGCGGAUUGGUUUCAAAUUGGAUCAGGAAAUGUUGAAAUUUUCCUAAAUGCUUUUGAACUUGGCGAUUCUAAUGGCGCAUUUUCGAUGACCUGCGAGAUUAAACUGUGCUACGCCAGCAAUGGACUUGAACCUGACGAAGAAACUUACUGUAACUUAUUUUCUCAGAGAAGAUGCGAAAACGAGUUCACUGAUUUCUCGCUUUCCAGUUCAGAUAUUUUUAUGCUCAAAUAA